Messenger RNA from Hipposideros armiger (great roundleaf bat), 1714 nucleotides. RefSeq names its product hydroxysteroid 17-beta dehydrogenase 11 (gene HSD17B11). The coding region runs from base 150 to 1043 and encodes 297 amino acids. Gene Ontology annotation, cellular component: lipid droplet. The record is from RefSeq and is a predicted model, not a curated record. Gene Ontology annotation, molecular function: steroid dehydrogenase activity; oxidoreductase activity, acting on the CH-OH group of donors, NAD or NADP as acceptor. The transcript has 7 exons. NCBI's taxonomy places the organism in Eukaryota, Metazoa, Chordata, Mammalia, Chiroptera, Hipposideridae.
GAACGGUUUCAGAGUUGUUUGUUUCUCUUGGAUAAAGGAGCCCUUCCUUGCUUUUCUUUUUAUUCUUGCUAGUGUUGGAGGGAACAACUCCCCGGAAGCAAUUUUUCGUGGGUGGUAAAACAUACCAAUUCCUCGCAACACCAAAAACGAUGCAGUUCUUUCUAAGCAGCCUCCUGCUUCUGCCCAUGCUGAUCAUCUGCAUCUUAGAGUCGCUCCUGAAGCUUUUUAUUCCUAAGAAGAAAAAAUCAGUCACCGGAGAAAUCGUCCUGAUUACUGGAGCUGGACAUGGAAUCGGGAGACUGACUGCCUAUGAAUUUGCCAAACUGAAAAGUAAACUGGUUCUGUGGGAUAUAAAUAAGCAUGGAGUUGAGGAAACGGCUGCUGAAUGCAGGAAACUGGGUGCAAAGGCAUAUGCCUUUGUGGUAGACUGCAGUAACCGAGAAGAUAUUUAUAGCUCUGCGAAGAAGGUGAAGGCAGAAGUUGGAAAUGUUAGUAUUUUAGUAAAUAAUGCUGGUGUGGUCUAUCCAGCGGAUUUGUUUGCUACCCAAGACCCUCAGAUUGAAAAGACUUUUGAAGUUAAUGUACUUGCACAUUUCUGGACUACAAAGGCAUUUCUUCCAGAGAUGAUGAAGUGUAAUCAUGGCCAUAUUGUCACCGUGGCUUCAGCAGCUGGGCACACUGUGGUCCCCUUUUUAGUGACUUAUUGUUCAAGCAAGUUUGCUGCUGUUGGAUUUCAUAGAGCGUUGACUGUCGAACUGGCUGCCUUAGAAAGAAACGGAAUCAAAACCUCAUGUCUCUGCCCUAAUUUCAUUAACACUGGCUUCAUCAAAAACCCAAGCACCAGUUUGGGACCCACCCUGGAACCUGAGGAAGUGGUAAACAAGCUGAUGAAUGGGAUCCUGACUGAGCAGAAAAUGAUUUUUGUUCCAUCUUCCAUAAGCUUUUUAACAAUGGUGGAAAGGAUCUUUCCUGAGCGUUUCAUGACAAUUUUAAAGCGAAAGAUGAAUAUUAGGUUUGAUGCCAUUAUUGGAUAUAAAAAUUGAAGGACAAUAAGUGCUUGUUUUUUUUGAAAAUUGAUUUACCAGGGCUAAGAGUUCAUUUAAUCUAAUAUUAAUCAGAAUUUUAAUGUUUGGACGUCUGCUUUUUCUAAUUAUCAUGUUUUCUUUAAUAUCACCUUUUGAAGCUCUGGCAGUCCUCUUUUAUUACCACUGUUCUUUAACUGAACGCUAAUGUCAUAUAAUACGAAGACAAAUACUUUAGCAAUCAACCUAUGGAAAAUGGAGAAAAAGAACAAAAGCAGUUUUACAAUAAUUUCUAAGAUUUUAUGGCUCAUAUGAAAGCUUUGCAAAUUUGUACUAUGAAUGUUUAAGAUAUAUUUUUGUUUUUAGUUACACUUAAAUUUUAUAUAAUUCACAUUUCCUUUUUCUAUUGUACAUAAAAUAGAAACUUUAAGCUCUCUAACUACAAAGAAGGACUAUCUCUAGUGGCAUUUCAGUGAAUUUCAUGUGAUGUAAGAAAUGUCACUCCCACAUUUCAUUUUACACAUUAUGACUCUGUUUUCUGAGAGGUACCUAACAUUCCAAGAAAACAUUUCGGCACAAGGAACUAGAAAUGGACACGUGUUUCAAGUAAAAAAGCAUCAUUGGUACUUAAGGCAGAGAUUUGGGAGAAUAUACUCAUAAGUGGCAACAACAAUAAAUGGAUCAAACUUAAA